Melanotaenia boesemani (Boeseman's rainbowfish) is the source of this 1961-nucleotide messenger RNA. It is a transcript of the gene sox21b, whose product is annotated as SRY-box transcription factor 21b. The transcript is spliced from 2 exons. Gene Ontology annotation, biological process: anatomical structure morphogenesis; cell differentiation; regulation of DNA-templated transcription. Gene Ontology annotation, molecular function: RNA polymerase II cis-regulatory region sequence-specific DNA binding; DNA-binding transcription factor activity, RNA polymerase II-specific. The record is from RefSeq and is a predicted model, not a curated record. NCBI's taxonomy places the organism in Eukaryota, Metazoa, Chordata, Actinopteri, Atheriniformes, Melanotaeniidae. The coding region runs from base 251 to 997 and encodes 248 amino acids.
GAGGCAAGCGGGAGUUGUCGUUCACUUGCGUAUGCUGCUGCUGAGAAUAGGUUGGCUGUCUCAGGCGACAAGCGGAAAACAAGACAGCUUUUCUUUCCUCCGUCUUCUUUACUAAAGGCAUAUCUCUGAUGGAUGCCAGCAUGACGCAGAAAACAUUUGAGCGCUCAUAAGGACGCUGCAACUUGUGUAUUUUAGGAGAAAAUCAACGGUGGGAUGAAGAAUUGAAGUUACAAAGUGUGUGUGUGCUAACAUGUCUAAACCAAUGGAUCACGUUAAACGUCCGAUGAAUGCUUUCAUGGUUUGGUCCAGAGCCCAGCGCAGAAAAAUGGCUCAGGAAAACCCAAAAAUGCACAAUUCCGAAAUCAGCAAGAGAUUGGGAGCGGAGUGGAAACUUCUCACCGAGUCUGAAAAAAGGCCAUUCAUCGACGAAGCCAAACGACUGAGAGCGAUGCACAUGAAGGAACACCCAGACUAUAAAUACAGACCGAGGCGGAAACCCAAGACUCUGAUGAAAAAAGAUAAGUUUUCCUUCCCUGUGCCCUACAAUCUCGGGGAGCACGACGCACUCAAAGUUAGCGGACUUUCCACUGGAGCACUUUCCGAGUCUAUCCUUGGGAAUCCAGAUAAGGCGGCGGCUGCUGCUGCGGCUGCUGCAGCCAGGGUAUUCUUCAAUCCAUCCAUGUCCACGAACCCCUAUUCAUUUUUCGACCUGGGAUCCAAGAUGACUGAGCUUUCUCCACCUUCGUUUCCUUACGCGUCUCCUUUGGGUUACCCGCCGGGAGGCGCUACGGCUUUCACCGGGACUGGCGGCGUAGGUGGUGGGACACACACCCACACUCACUCACAUCCAUCCCCGGGAAACCCAGGCUACAUGAUCCCAUGUAACUGUACGGCCUGGCCCUCAGCUGGACUCCAGCCGCCCUUAGCAUAUAUCCUGCUCCCCGGGAUGGGAAAACCUCAACUUGAACCGUACCCUGCAUAUGCUGCGGCAUUAUGAUAGGCCCACUUUGGACUUCUAAGAAAAUGAAAUGUGAAAUGAAAUCAAAGAAAAGCUAUUCAUGCAAGAGUUUUAUUAUGCAUGCACAAACUUGUACAUGUGAUGAAGUGCUCGUCGUCGAUCAGAUCUCACAUGUGUAUGUACAUUGAAUAAUGCCUUUAUCUAAGGUAAUGCUUAUUUAGAGAACUCUAAUCUAUUAUUACUCAGCCAUCACCUGACGCAACUUCACGAAAAUGACUGAAGGAUGACAAACGUGCACAGAUGUCUGGGCAUCAGAGCUUGCCCUUCUGAAAACUCUUUUUGAAAUGUAUCCUGUUCAGUUUCUAUCUUCUGCUCCUGGUUGAUCAACCUGUUGGAAUCAAGGGCGGAAAAACACGAAUGACCCCACAUCAGGACCACAUCGUUUUCCCUCAGAUCACUUGCUGUGGGGGGUCAUAAUUCAUGGAUCAAGGAGGAUUGUCAAAACACUGUAAAUGUGUACAGAAAAAAAUGACUUUAGUUUAUUUGCUGUUACAGGCGUAGUGUUUGAGAUAGGGCAAGGAUGCUACGUAUUUCACUAGAAACCCGCUGUAUAUUUUGAGUUUUUAAACCGUUUUAUAGAUGUCUGUAAUAUUUAUUGUUUAGUGGAAUCUAUGGUGACCCAGACAAUUUUUAAAAAGGACAAGGUUUUUGCACAUGAAACGUAGAAUAUGUAAUUUAUUUUCAAGGUGUUAUUCAAUUGGGGUUUGAUUCACCAAACCGUUUUUUUGCCAUUAAACAGAAAAAAAGAAGUCCGAAUUUAAAUGGAGAUGGAUGUUUAUUCACCCCCCACUCCUGUCAUGUGCAGCAGAAAAAAGCCUUUUUAACUAACUCUUAUGGAAUUUGUAUGUUUUGUGUUUUCUUUAACUUCCGUUAUGUACUGCAAACUAUUGCUACUGUUCACUUGUUGAGCAUAAGGACUACAAUAAAGCCUAUUCGGAUUAAA